Molecule: messenger RNA, 3361 nt
Organism: Balaenoptera musculus (blue whale)
Lineage: Eukaryota; Metazoa; Chordata; Mammalia; Artiodactyla; Balaenopteridae
Gene: BUB1
Product: BUB1 mitotic checkpoint serine/threonine kinase
Exons: 25
Coding region: 92-3340 (1082 amino acids)
Biological process (GO): mitotic spindle assembly checkpoint signaling; meiotic sister chromatid cohesion, centromeric; protein phosphorylation
Molecular function (GO): protein kinase activity; ATP binding
Source: RefSeq, a predicted model, not a curated record
UGGCGACUGCGGCUGCGCGGGAGAUUCGAAUUGGCGGCGGCUCCUCGCUGGCAGCGUAGGUGGGGCUGCUGCUGGCUCGCGUCCUCUAGCCAUGGAUAACCCGGAAAAUGUUUUUCAAAUGUUUGAAGCCCAUAUGCAGAGCUACAAGGGCGAUGACCCGCUUGGUGAAUGGGAAAGUUACAUGCGAUGGGUAGAAGAGAAUUUUCCUGAGAAUAAAGAAUAUUUGACAACUUUAUUAGAGCAUCUAAUGAAGGAAUUUUUAGAUAAGAAGAGAUACCACAAUGACCCAAGGUUCAUCAAUUAUUGUUUAAAAUUUGCUGAGUGCAACAGUGACCUUCAUCAGUUUUUUGAGUUUCUGUACAACCAUGGGAUUGGGACCCUGUCAGCUCCUCUGUACGUAGCCUGGGCUGGGCAUCUGGAAGGCCAGGGGGAACGGCAGCACGCCAGUGCCAUUUUUCGGAGAGGAAUUCAGAACCAGGCCGAACCUAGAGAGCUGCUGCAGCAACAGUACAGGUUGUUUCAGACACGCCUCAACGAAACUCAUUUGCCAACUCAAGCAAGAACCUCAGAACCUCUGCAUAAUGCUCAGAUUGUAAACCAACUGGUAACAUCAAAAUCCAAUCCAGGAAAUAACUCAGGCUGCAUUUCUAAGAAUCAGGGUUCAGAACUUUCUGGAGUAACAUCUGCAGCUUGUGAUAAAGAGUUGAAUAUGGAACAAAGGGUGAUCAUGAUUUCUAAAUCAGGAUAUUCUGCGCACCCACCUGUGGCAGCCAAAGCUGAUGUUCAGCAGGUUGUCAUGUAUUGCAAGGAGAAGCUUAUUCGUGGAGAGUCAGAGUUUUCCUUUGAAGAGCUGAGAGCCCAGAAAUACAAUCAACGGAGAAAGCAUGAACAAUGGGUUAAUGAAGACAGGCAUUAUAUGAAAAGGAAAGAAGCAAAUGCUUUUGAAGAACAACUAUUAAAACAGAAAAUGGAUGAGCUUCAUAAGAAGUUGCACCAAGUGGUGGAGACAUCACACGAGAACCUGCCCUCUUCCCAGGGGAGGUCUGAGGUCAGUCCAGCAGGUAUGGGGCCACCCACGGGCUCCCCGCAGGAACUGGGAGCUCCGAGUCUUCCAGCUGUCCAUCAGACCUCAGAGAAUGCAGGAGAGAAACCCGGAGAGGCAUCUGUUGUUCCUCUUCUGGCAAAUGCUGUCACUGCUGCUUUGGUGUCCCCAGCCGUCACCCAGAGUGUAGCUCCCCAGGUUCCUCUGGCAGCCCAGCCAGUGACAGAUGCCAUGUUUACAGUGGCCAGCAAAGAUGCCAGGUGUAUGAAUAAAAGUACUCAUGAAUUCAAGCCACAUAGUGGAGCAGAGAUAAAAGAAGGGUGUGAAACACAGAAGGUUGUUAACACAAGUUCUUUUCACACAACUCCUAACACAUCACUGGGACUGGUUCAGGCAACACCAUCCAAAGUGCAGCCGUCACCCACCGUGCACACAAAAGAAGCAUUAGGUUUCAUCAUGAAUAUGUUUCAGGCUCCUACACUUCCUGAUGUUUCUGAUGACAAAGAUGAAUGGCCAUCUCUAGGUCAAAAUGAAGAUGCAUUUGAAGCCCAGUUUCAAAAAAAUGCAACAUCUUCUGGGGCUUGGGGAGUCAAUAAGAUUAUCUCUUCUCUGUCAACUGCUUUUCCCGUGUUCGAAGAUGGAAACAAAGAAAAUUAUGGAUUACCACAGCCUAAAAAUAAGCCCACAGGAGCCAGGACCUUUGGAGAACGCUCGAUGUGGAGGUUCCCUUCAAAACCAAAUGAAGUACCUCACACUGACGAGUUUUUGGAUGAUUCAACCGUGUGGGGUGUCCGCUGCAACAAAACCCUGGCGCCCAGUCCCAAGAGCCCGGGAGACUUUACGUCUGCUGCACAGCUGGCAUCUACGCCCUUCCACAGACUUCCGGUGGAUUCAGUGCACCCUCUAGAAGAUAAAGAAAAUGUGGUAGCAGAACAGUACACCCAUGUGACUUUGGAUUCUUGUGAAAGAAACAAGAUGGAACCCUUGAAAGAGAGAAAGUUCAGUCCAAUUGAAGAGAAAAGCCCAGAACCAGCGUUCCCCACAGAUGUCUCUUCAGCAUCCUUGCUCCGUCUGAGCCAACCUGCUGCAGCUGUGCUGACCAGCGAGGCAGAGCGGGGCCUCAAGGCCUGUAAACUCACAGACCCUGACUUUGCCCCUGCAGAGGAUCCAGCAGACGCCAAUGCCAGGUUCCAGGCAGAACCAAUGCAGACUGGCUUGCUUGGGAAUAUCGACGCUCCAGACUUCCCUGUUGAGAAUCCCUGGGAUGAUGAGUUGAUUGUCAAACUUUUAUCCGGACUUUCUAAACCAGUGAGUUCCUAUCCAAAUACUUACGAAUGGCAAUGUAAACUUCCAGCCAUCAAGCCCAAGACUGAAUUUCAACUGGGUUCUUUGCUGGUCUAUGUUGAUCACCUUCUUGGAGAAGGGGCUUUUGCCCACGUCUAUGAAGUUACCCACGGAGACGUGAACGAUAGCAAAAAAAAGCAGAAAUUUGUUUUGAAGGUCCAGAAGCCCGCCAACCCCUGGGAAUUCUAUAUCGGGACCCAGCUGAUGGAGAGACUAAAGCCAAGCAUGCGACACAUGUUUAUCAAAUUCUAUUCUGCCCACCUGUUCCAGAAUGGCAGUGUGUUAGUAGGAGAUCUCUACAGCUAUGGGACAUUACUAAAUGCCAUUAACCUCUACAAAAAUACCCCUGAAAAAGUGAUGCCUCAAGCUCUAGUCCUCGCUUUUGCUAUCAGAGUGCUGUGCAUGAUUGAACAAGUCCAUGACUGCGAAAUCAUCCACGGAGACAUCAAGCCAGACAAUUUCAUACUUGGAAACAGAUUUUUGGAACAGGACAGUGAAGAUGAUGAUUUAUCUGCUGGCUUGGCACUGAUCGACCUGGGUCAGAGUAUAGACAUGAAACUUUUUCCAAAAGGAACCGCAUUUACGGCAAAGUGUGAAACAUCUGGUUUCCAGUGUAUUGAGAUGCUCAGUAACAAGCCCUGGAACUACCAGAUUGAUUACUUUGGAGUUGCUGCAACAGUGUACUGCAUGCUUUUUGGCACUUACAUGAAAGUGAAAAAUGAAGGGGGAGUCUGGAAGCCUGAAGGUCUUUUUAGAAGGCUUCCUCACCUGGAUAUGUGGAAUGAAUUUUUUCACAUAAUGUUGAAUAUACCAGAUUGUCAUCAUCUUCCAUCUUUGGAUUUGUUAAGGCAGAAGCUGAAGAAAGUAUUUCAAGAACACUAUACAAACAAGAUUAAGACCCUUCGUAAUAGGCUAAUUGUACUGCUCUUAGAAUAUAAGCGUUCUCGAAAAUAAAAUAUGGACACUCCCUAAAAA